ACUUGUCAUCUGACAUUCUCCAUUUAUUUUGAAGGAUCAUUCGCCAGCCCGUUGACAGAAUCUACUUUGCUGGCACCGAGACAGCUACCCAAUGGAGCGGAUAUAUGGAGGGGGCUGUACAGGCAGGAGAGAGAGCAGCCAGAGAGAUAUUGCACAGUAUGGGGAGGAUCUCAAAGAAUGAAAUUUGGAUGCCAGAGCCAGAGUCAAAGGAUGUCCCAUCCCGACCAUUCACCACCACCUUCUGGGAAAGGAACCUGCCAUCUGUGCCAGGACUGCUGUGCCUGCUUAGCUCUACCCUGUGUUUUACCUCUGUGGCUGCUGCAGGGCUGUUUGCGUAUAAAAAGGGACUGCUAAUUCGGAACUAGUGGGAACUACAUGUCCAAUGAAAGCUGCAUAGUACCU
This is a messenger RNA of Apaloderma vittatum (bar-tailed trogon), 402 nucleotides long. Its product is annotated as amine oxidase [flavin-containing] B-like. The transcript is spliced from 3 exons. The coding region runs from base 105 to 365 and encodes 86 amino acids. NCBI's taxonomy places the organism in Eukaryota, Metazoa, Chordata, Aves, Trogoniformes, Trogonidae. The record is from RefSeq and is a predicted model, not a curated record.